This is a messenger RNA of Colossoma macropomum (tambaqui), 7305 nucleotides long. RefSeq names its product glutaminase 2b (liver, mitochondrial) (gene gls2b). NCBI's taxonomy places the organism in Eukaryota, Metazoa, Chordata, Actinopteri, Characiformes, Serrasalmidae. Gene Ontology annotation, biological process: L-glutamine catabolic process. Gene Ontology annotation, molecular function: protein binding; glutaminase activity. The transcript has 20 exons. The record is from RefSeq and is a predicted model, not a curated record. Bases 2597 to 4093 code for a protein of 498 amino acids.
UUAAAAUGUAAACGUGUUUCCAAACUGUAAAAAUAAAAUUUUUAUCAUGGUCAGUUCCGCCUCUGCAGCACACCUCUGGUUCAACUCUGCUAUUGGCGCGGAUGACGUGUCAUCGUCCUAAAGUAUGAUGACACGUCACAGUAUGCAAAUCAGUCCACCAACGUUAUCGCCCCCUGAUGACGCCCCCCACGUUUUCUAUACAUAUCGUCUCAUCGCAUUUAUCUCGUUAUUCAGUGUUCUAGUUAGUUAUUAUUGUUCGUUCUGAGUUACUGUGUUUGAAGAUAUUGUAGUUUUGAGCCUUUGAGUCUUAGCUAGGCUAUGUUUGCUAGUCAGUUUGCUAGCUAUAUUUACUAUUAAGUCUUUCAAAUUUAGUUUUUCCAAUUGUUCAGCAUUUUUGAAUUUAGCUUAUUCGGGUUGAGUUCAAUGGGUCCAGCUUGUGCUUACUACGGAUGUAAAAGCAGUAUUGGGUUGCACACAUUUUUCACUAAUUUAGUACUGGUCAGCCAGUGGUCACGCAUGAUUAGUCUGCAUCCCAGUACCAAGAUUGUCAGCAUACAUGUUCGCAAUGCACACUCUGAUGAGGGGAGCUUCCCCAGCUUUAUGGAGGUCAAAUGUGUUAUCUGCCUGAGCGACAUCUUCACCUGAAGCCUGACGGUGUCCCUUCAUCUGCAGAGCACAUCACAUUUCUGGCUAAGGUAAGUUCAUGUUAUGUUUACUACAGAGCAUUUUACCUAAGUUAGGCACGUUGUCAAAUGUCUGUUUAAAACUGAAGGAAGCUAUCUAAUGAUAAUAUAACGCCAUAUGUGAAUGAUGCCAUUUGGUAGUUUUUUCUCUCUGAUAAAGAGUUGGUGCAAUUUUUACCACGUUUUUCAGAUGCCAGUAAGGAUAAGUUAGUCCGCAAACUAGCUAAAAAUAUAGCUAGCCAAGUUAGCUAACAUAGAACAUAACGUAAAGUUACUGUCACAGUAAGUUUACAGAAGGUGAGUGGAUUCAGUUUUAACUUAAAUAUUUAGGUGAAUACAUUAGAAUUUUUUUAGAUUUUGCCAAAUUUGCAAAUUUUAGGUGGUAUAUUGGUUGGUUGGUGGUUACGUGAUGUUUACUCUUGCCUAUUUGUAUUUUAUUUAAUUGUAAAAAGAAAAAAGAAAAGGUUGUAAUGGUAUAAUAACGUUUUCUUUUUUAGGUGAAAAACUGUAGAGACAUGACAUGUCAGACAGAUUCAACUGGCCUGCAUGAUGUCUUUGUCCAGGCACAUGCGAAACCAUCCAGAAAGUCUAAAGCUGCAGGCUGUGUUGACAACCUCGUGGGUCUGCUGUGUGACCAUGUGGCAAAAGGACCUCAUCCCCAUCAGGAGAUCUUAAGCCAGGUGCUUGUUCCUAAACACCUCUGUACUCAUUAUGUUUGACCCAACAAAGUGAGGCAGCAGCAAAUCUUCAGUCAUGCUUCAGGAACAACAAAUGCAGCUCAAGCAAGUAAGUGCCUGUUUUCCAACCAGAGCCUCCACCUGUCCUUAUGCCAGCCUGCACCAGCAAGAACCUCCACCCGUCCUUAUGCCAGCAUGUACCAGCAAGAGCCUCCACCUGUCCUUAUGCCAGCCUGCAGCAGCAAGAGCCUCCACCUGUCCUUAUGCCAGCCUGCAGCAGCAAGAGCCUCCACCUGUCCUUAUGUCAGCCUGCAUCAGCAAGAACCUCCACCUCUCCUUAUGUCAGCCUGCACCAGCAAGAAUCUCCACCCGUCCUUAUGUCAGCCUGCACCAGCAAGAACCUCCACCCUUCCUUAUGUCAGCCUGCUGUAUAAAUCAAGGUAAGAAAUAAAAGUAGUCAGGUAAGGUUUUACUAAUUUUUUAUUUUUAAAGUAUGAUGUUCAUGAACACACUGCAAAACUAUGAUCAUCCUCUGCCCCUCAACAGUAGGCUGUUCAUUUAUCUUCCAAUAUGCUCUUAUUUUUUGCAGCACCUGAUUAGUUUACCUAAAACUGUGUAGCAAGAGCCUUCACCUGUUUGCCAGCAAGAGUGUCACCCGUUCUCACUCUUACUCAAAGGCUGUGGCCCAGCCUUUUUUCAGUAAGACAAAUUAGGCAAAUCUCAGUGCUACAUGCUAGAAUGUUUUACUGCACUCUUUAUUAAUCUUUGUUCCUGUAGAUGGAGCACACCUUUAAUAGCAAAACAGUUACAGGCCAAGUCAUUAUACCUCUCAAGGCAGCAUACCUAGUUUAUAGAUAUUAUGCAUUUUUAGUUCACCAUUUUUUUAAUCUAAUUACUUAUUUUUUAUUUUUUGCAAGCUAAUCAGUUUUGCAUAAGGACUCCAAACAUUGUUCCAGAUGACCUUACAGAAAAUCCCCAGGAACCUUCAUUCAUGGUGGUGACUAUAUUCAGCAGCAGCAUGCCACCAUGGACCAUUUCAGCUGAGCUGGAGGAAACAGUGGAUGUAUAAGUAUUACCACAGAGAACGGUAGAAGAGGUGAAGGCCUUUUCUCGGGGCUUGAAGAUUUGCUUUUCCACACAAUCACUGAGGGAGAGGAGAGGGUUCCCAUCUCUCACUUUAUUGCUGCACUUAAAAGUACCGGCCUGCUGACCUCAGACCCUCGUCUUCGGGACUGCAUGGAGAAGCUGCGCCAAGCUGUUCGAGAGUCUACUGGCGAAGUCAUGAUGGACCGGGAACUCUUCCGCAAAUUUGUAGGUGGAAACAUUGUCCUGCUGUCUCUGGCAUUUAGAAAGAAAUUCAUAAUUCCUGAGUUUGAGGAGUUUAUGGCCAUUAUAAACCAGAUCUACAACAGAGCUAAAGAGGAAGAUGAUGGACAAGUGGCAGACUACAUUCCUCAUCUUGCCAAGUUUAGCCCUAGUCUAUGGGGGAUGUCUCUAUGCACGGUGGACGGUCAGAGGCACUCAGCAGGAGACACCAAGGUGCCAUUUUGCCUGCAGUCAUGUGUGAAGCCACUGGAGUAUGCUAUCGCCGUACAUGAGCAUGGAACUGAGCGUGUGCACCGCUUUGUAGGAAAAGAGCCCAGUGGGCUCAAGUUCAACAUGCUCUCCCUCGAUGAAGACGAUAAACCUCACAAUCCCAUGGUAAAUGCUGGAGCAAUUGUCAUCAGCUCUCUUAUCAAGCCUGGGUCCAACAAAGCAGAGAAAUUUGACUAUGUAAUGGACUUUGUAAAGAAAAUGGCAGGCAUGGAAUAUGUAGGCUUCAGCAAUGCCACGUUCCAAUCAGAAAAAGAGACAGGUGACAGAAACUUUGCAAUAGGCUACUACCUCAAAGAGAAAAAGUGUUUUCCUUGUGGGGCAGAUAUGAUUGAUGCUCUAGACUUUUACUUCCAGCACAAACGCUCCUCUCAGCUGUGCUCCAUAGAGGUGACAUGUGAGUCAGGCAGUGUGAUGGCGGCGACACUGGCUAAUGGAGGCAUCUGUCCCAUCACGGGGGAGCGAGUGCUGAGCGCUGAGGCCGUGAGGAACACCCUGAGCCUCAUGCACUCAUGUGGCAUGUACGACUACUCUGGCCAAUUUGCUUUCCAUGUGGGACUACCCGCAAAGUCAGCGGUGUCAGGCGCUGUGUUGCUAGUAGUGCCCAAUGUGAUGGGGGUCAUGUGUUGGUCACCACCUAUAGACAAGGUGGGGAACAGUGUAAGAGGCAUCCGCUUCUGUCAGGAGCUGGUGUCCUUGUUCAACUUCCAUAAUUACGACAAUCUGAGACACUUUGUUAAGAAACAGGAUCCGCGUCGGCGGUCUGGUGAAGACCGGAACAAGUCAGUGGUGAACGUGAUGUUUGCAGCUCAUAGUGGAGAUGUUUCAGCCCUCAGGAGGUUUGCUCUGUCAUCAAUGGAUUUAGAUCAGAAGGACUAUGACUGUCGUACAGCACUUCAUGUUGCUGCUGCAGAAGGCCACGUGGACGUUGUGCAGUUUUUAACACAGACUUGCAAAGUGAACCCCUUUGUGAAGGACAGGUGGGGAAACAUUCCUCUGGAUGAUGCAAUGCAGUUUGGCCAUACAAAGGUGGUGAAGAUCCUGCAGGAGUAUCAGCAGACCAACAGUCUACAGAGUUCUCCGGAUGUGCCUGACCACAUCAAACAAAGCAAACUCGGCUCUGUUGAGGGUAUAGUGUGAGCUGCCUUUAGUGCACAGGGAGCUUCCGCUGUCCACUCAGUUUCAAAGCUCACUGUGAUUUUUCGACCAUUUAAGUUUAGGUUAUAACUAUCCAGACUCACCUUUGUUGAGGGUAUGAUGUGAGCGGCUGUUCAUGAUCAAGACGCUUCUGUUGUCCACUAAGUUUAAAGACAGCACUCUGAGUUAUAUAGAUGGUAACAGUUUAUAGUAGCAGCCCCCUAAAAAUAGCAACUUAGUCAUUAUAUAAUACUUAAAGUUUCAAGUUUAUUUGUCAUUUGCACAACAUGUCAGGACAUUCAUGCAUUGAAAUGCUUGUGGUGAGGCACAGGUAAUCACUCUACAGAAAGUAAACAAAGUAAAAAUAAAAAUAUAAUAGUUCACAGUAAAUUAAUUGGCAUUUUGCAUUAUUAAGUGCUACCAUUUGAAUUAUUACCCAUUUACUGACACAGAUAAUUAAAGUACAAUGAAAGUGUUUCAUACAUGUAUAUUUAUUAUGUAUAAGUAUCUUUAAAUACAUUAUGUUAUACAAUUUAAUAUACAUAUGACCAAUGUGAAGUUAUAUAAUUUGUGUUUUAUGAGUAUCAAAUAACUAGCAAACAAUAAUUAAUGUUCAAAGUAAUUGUUGGUUACUUGUAUGUGAAUGACUUAAAACUCAAAUGGUCUAAUUUAUUAAUGCAUAUGUUACUAUUAUAUAAUUAACAGUCAUUAACAAACUGAAUAAACAGGCUUUAACAAACUAUUAUAUAAUGAUUAAGCUCAAUUCAUUUAAGAACAGAUUUUCACUUACUGUCAGCUCAUAAUUAUUGGCACCCUUGGUAAAGAUUUGUUUUUUUUAAAGGUCAUAUAUGUAACAAAAUCUAACCUCCAUUCAAAGUAAAUGAAGUCAAAGGAAACAAAAAAACCUUUUUUAAACAAAAUCAACAUGCGUCACAAGUAUUGGCACCCCUGCAUUUUGUACCUUGUGCAGCCUUUCUUCUCCAGUAACAUUUGAUAAGAUUAGAGAGUAGAACAAGCAAAAGACCAGUCCUCAGUACAGAAUCUCUCCAGGUCCUGGUGGUCCUAGGUUCUCUCUUUUGUACUGUCCUCUUCAGCCCCACCCAUAGGCUUUCAGUGGGGUUUAGAUCAGAGCUUGAUUCAGUGGUCACUGAAGUAUUUUGUGUAGUUUUGUAUGUGUGUUUUGGCAGAGGUUGCCAGAUAUUCAUUCAAAAUCUCUUGGAACUUUAUGGAGUCCAUUUUAUCAUGUAUCCCAACAAGGUUCCCAGAGCCUCUGGAGGAAAAACAGCUUCAAAACAUGACAGAUCCUCCACCAUACUCAGCAGUGAGGAUGAGGUUCUUUUCUCUAUAACCAUCUUUAUUCACCUUAAACCCACCUUGGUUGUGUGUUAGCAGGAAACACUAUUUCUGUCUCACCUGACCUGUUCCAGUCAGAGUUUCAGUAGCAUCUAGUGAACUCCUGGUACUUGAGUUUCUGGGUAGAUGAAAGAAAUGCCUUUCCUAUCAUGCCUUGAUUGUAGUUUUGAAGUUCAAAACCCUGAACUUUCUAUUUUAUACAUUUCUUGAGACUUUAGACAAUGAGCACAUUAUGCCAAAUUGAAAUAAAUACCAACAAACAAAAAAAAUCCGCAGAAUGUAUCUUUGCUUGGUGGGCCUAACCAUCAGUCCCCCACCUCUCCAGCCCCCAUCCUCCACAACACACACACAGACACACACACACACAUACCACAGAUGCAAUCGAUUAUUAUGUUAUACAAUAUGAAUGAUUUUGUAGCAGCCUAUGGUGCUAUAAGGCGACACACAGUGUCCUCUGAGAAUCUUAUCAUACCAGUACUUGGAGAGAGUGGCCUGACUGGUAAUGUGCAAUUUAGUUCAGUUAACCCAAUCAUAAAGAAGGAGAGGUCAAGUACAGUUUGUUUUUAUUGUGGAUAUUAUGAUACAGAUAAACCCAUUUGGCCUAUAGGUCAUGUUAAGUGCCACUGUUUGUAAUGUAAUGUAAUAAAUGGGUAGAAUAAUGAAUCCAUUCCAAAAACAUUUGUGCAGGAUGGAUAUUAUACAUUGAAUUUAUACAGUAAUGGGCUUAGUGAAAGGUUUUUGGGACAAAAGAUCAAGUUCUGCCUGGGUGCCCUCCCCGGUUCUGCAGUCCUUGGCCAAAUGAAUGAAUGAAUACCAAACAUCUUUGUGCUUGAAUAUGAAUAUGAAAACUGAAUAUGAUUGCUUUAACCCCUUAAAUGGCCAGGGCCAACUGGCAGGCCCAAAGGUUUGUUACACGCUUCUAUAACCUAAGAAUAGCUCAACCAGUUCGAUUUGAAGUCCCUGUAGUUAUUUAAUAAUGAGCCUUAAUAUGUAAAAAGAUUGUGACUUUAAGGGGUUAAGGUGAGGUCAGCUAGCAUUUCACAGAUGAAGGACAAGCUAUUUCACUCUGAGUUGAACUGAACUGCAGCAUAACCUGCCAUGGAGCAGGUGAAUUUAUGUACUGACUGAGCUGCUUAGAUAUUAAGAUGCUGAUUGGCUAACUCGAACAACGUGAUACACAGUAUACCCCUCAGGUGAACAGAUUUAAUGUGUGAAAAGGCCCUGUGACAUAUCAAAGGCCAGUACCUAUUCAGUUAUAGCUAAUUAUUGAUAUUCUAAAGAAAAGGAACUAGACAUGUUAUUUGAGCUUUUACUGUAUAUGUUGGUUUUGCCAAAGAUGGGAACAUAUAAGUUACAUCUAAUUUAUUGUAUCAAAAGUUUGUAAUGUGUUUACCUUGUUUUGUUUUUUUUUUAAAUAGGAAUUGGUGUAAAUGUGUGUGAUGAUGUUUAUCAGUUUGACAGUUUAGAUGGAUGAUAUGAACUGUUUAAAAUGGACUUUUAUUGAGCAAUAUUUUCAAGCUAAUUGAAUCUGAAACUAAACGUGUAAAGCUCUGACCUCCGGCUGUCAGAAAGUAGAUUAACAUUAAGAUGUUUUGACUGAUCUGGCAAUCGAAUAUGCUUUUUCUGAUUGCACCCUGUAUAUCUGGACAAACAUCUGAAUAUAAACCGACUGCUUGUGAAUCAGUAGGAAAUACAGGUAGAUGUGAUGUGCCUAUUUCUGAUGUCAUGUUUUAUUUGCUGUACAGUAUUUUGCAGGUAUCUUAUGUCCAUAUGUGACAAUAUAAAAUAAGAAAGGUAAAAUUAUUGUUGCUGUGAAAUGCAAUGUUUUUAAAUAUUGAUAUUAAAUAUUUUUCACAAAAGAA